Messenger RNA from Oncorhynchus tshawytscha (Chinook salmon), 8578 nucleotides. It is a transcript of the gene dip2a, whose product is annotated as disco-interacting protein 2 homolog A. The coding region runs from base 535 to 5262 and encodes 1575 amino acids. The transcript is spliced from 37 exons. The record is from RefSeq and is a predicted model, not a curated record. NCBI's taxonomy places the organism in Eukaryota, Metazoa, Chordata, Actinopteri, Salmoniformes, Salmonidae. Gene Ontology annotation, cellular component: cell surface.
UGUCAAUCAGUCUGAUUUCUCAGAGGUUUUGUCCAAAAGUCCUAUCGACUGUCUGUGAUGUUAUUUCCCCCCUCUCCAUGGUUUUACAUGUUAUGCAGGAACAAUGUGUAGCCAAUAUGCAAAACGUCCCGGUAUGUAGGUGAGCAUGCAUGUUCCCCAUGACGCGCCAGACACCGUGAACGUGCUUCGGGCUGCUGUUACUAUAAUGCAAUGGCGGCGGUGCUGUGCACCAGAGAUGGAUGAGUUACCGGUUCAAAUCCGCUCGACGCAGACACCGUGGAUUAGGAAACACACCUCUGUCCAGAUCAACCGAAUUCGUAACUGUUUGGUGAUUUAGCCUCAACGUUACUUUAGGAAUGUGUCUAGCAGGGUUAGCUAACGAGCUAAUGCCAGUCUGUGCCAGGGUGAUGUAGGGCUUUUCCGCACAUCUGUCUGCAGUAGCCACCACCCGCCUGCUAACGUUACACCAGGCAACCGGCUGAACAUCACUCCGUCCCUCGACGGGGAGUCUCGGCCCACUCGGACCGGAACAUCAUGGCUGAGAGGAAUUCUACCGGAUUACUAAUGAUGUUGGAACCGAGCCCGGCUAUGGCCAUGUCACUGCCGGUGGAGGUCCGGGAGAAGCUGGCGGAGUUGGAGCUGGAACUGUCGGAAGGGGACAUCACACAGAAGGGAUAUGAGAAGAAGAGAGCCAAGCUGCUGGCCCCCUACAUCCCUCAGAUACAAGGUGUAGAACCAUCUCUGCAGAAGGAGAACAGGAUCCAGAUGUCUCAGGCUGCUCCACCAGGAUCCAAACACAACAAGUCUCGGGCCACCAACACGCGGGAUGAACGCUUCAGAUCUGACCUGCAUACAGAAGCCGUUCACGCUGCCUUGGCCAAGUACAAAGAGCGGAAGAUGCCAAUGCCCUCCAAGAGACGCUCUGUUCUAGUUCAGUCCUCUGUAGAGGCAUGCACUCCCCCAGACACGUCCUCGGCAUCAGAAGACGAGGGUUCACUGCGUCGUGCGGGCCGGAUGGUGUCCUCCACGCCGUACCAGAACCACCCGGCGCCGAACAUAGAACACUGGUUUAACAGAGUCAUCCAGGGCUCCUCCACCUCCUCCUCUGCAUCCUCCACCUCAUCCCAUCCUGGAGGGACUGUCCACGCUGCCGCCGCCGUGCUGGCUGACCUCAUGGCAUACACCCAGAUAGAUAACCACUCCGCCCCCCCAGACGUGACUGGCCUAUUGGAACACUCGCUGCAUGCGGACAGAGACAGACCCCCGGUGGCGUCGGUGAAGGUGGUCCCCAGGGGGUACAACCACUCCAGCAUCAUGGAAACCGCCGAUGGUGUCCCAGUGAACAGCAGAGUGUCCUCUAAGAUCCAGCAGCUUCUCAACACUCUGAAGAGACCUAAGAGACCGUCACUUAGAGAGUUCUUCAUUGAUGACUUCGAGGAGCUUGUAGAUGUUCAGCAGCCGGACCCUAACCAGCCCAAGGCGGAGGGGAACCAGAUGUCCCCUCUAGCAGGCGAGCCUCUGGGUGUAGUGACCAACUGGGCUCCCUCCCUGCUGGCCUCCCUCCAGCGCUGGGGCAUCACCCAGCCCAGGAGCCCCUGUCUCACUGCCCUGGACAACGCUGGUAAACCAGUGUACACUCUUACCUACGGCAAGCUGUGGACACGCAGCCAGAAACUGGCCUUCACGCUUCUGAACAAACUGAGCACUAGGAACGAGCCACUACUGCUGCCGGGAGAUAGAGUUGCUCUAGUGUUCCCCAACAGUGACCCUGUGAUGUUUAUGGUGGCAUUCUAUGGAUGUCUGCUGGCAGAGCUGAUCCCUGUGCCCAUUGAGGUGCCCCUCACCAGGAAGGAUGCAGGCAGCCAGCAGAUAGGUUUCCUGUUGGGCAGCUGUGGGGUGACUCUGGCUCUGACUACUGAUGCCUGUCAGAAGGGCUUGCCUAAAGCACAGACUGGAGAGGUGGUCACGUUUAAAGGCUGGCCACGGUUGCUGUGGUUCGUAACAGAUGGGAAGCAUGUUGUAAAGCCGCCCAAAGACUGGCACCCCACCAUCAGGGAAGCUAACAAUGAGAUUGCCUAUAUAGAGUACAAGACCAGUAAGGAGGGGAGCACAAUGGGUAUAACUGUCUCUCAUCCAGCUAUGCUAGCCCACUGUCACGCCCUCACACAGGCCUGUGGAUACACUGAGGCUGAGACCAUUUGCAACGUCCUGGACUUCAAGAGAGAUGCAGGCUUGUGGCACGGGGUUCUCACCAGUGUGAUGACCAGGAUGCACGUGAUCAGCAUCCCUUACUCCCUGAUGAAGGUCAACCCUCUCUCCUGGAUUCAGAAGGUCCACACUUACAAAGCACGCGUAGCUGUGGUGAAGUCCAGAGAUAUGCACUGGUCCCUGUUGGCCCAGAGAGACCAGAGAGACAUCAGCCUGAGCUCCCUGAGGAUGCUCAUUGUAACUGAUGGAGCUAACCCCUGGUCGAUAUCCUCGUGUGACGCCUUCCUGAACGUGUUCCAGGCACGUGGGCUACGUCCUGAAGUGAUCUGUCCAUGUGCCAGCUCUGCUGAGGGCAUGACGGUCGCCAUCCGAAGACCUCCGGAGUCGGGUGUCCCUCCACCAGGGAAGGCAGUUCUGUCCAUGAGUGGUCUGAGCCACAGUGUGAUCCGGGUAGACACCGAGGAGAAGCUCUCUGUCCUCACAGUGCAGGACGUGGGCCAGGUCAUGCCAGGCGCGCUGGUGUGUGUGGUACGUGUGGAGGGAACUCCGUAUCUCUGCCAGACAGAUGAGGUGGGGGAGAUCUGUGUGAGUUCUGGGAGCACCGGCGUGGCAUACUACGGCCUCCCGGGCAUGACCAAGAACACAUUCCAGACCAUCCCAGUAAGAGCGUCAGGAGGUCCCAUCAGUGGCAGACCCUUCACCAGGACGUCACUACUGGGCUUUGUAGGACCUGACAACCUAGUAUUUAUCGUGGGUAGAAUGGACGGGCUGAUGACGGUGUGUGGGCGGAGACACAACGCUGAUGAUGUGGUUGCCACGGCGCUGGCAGUGGAGCCCAUGAAGUUUGUCUACAGGGGGAGGAUAGCAGUGUUCUCCGUCUCGGUUCUCCAUGAUGAGCGUAUUGUAGUGGUGGCAGAACAGAGACCAGAUGCUUCAGAGGAGGGCAGCUUCCAGUGGAUGAGCCGCGUUCUACAGGCUAUAGACAGUAUUCACCAAGUGGGGGUGUACUGCCUAGCUCUGGUCCCUGCCAACACAAUGCCCAAGGCUCCGCUGGGGGGGAUCCAUAUCUCAGAGACCAAACAGAGGUUUCUGGAAGGAGCUCUCCACCCCUGCAACGUCCUCAUGUGUCCUCACAGCUGUGUUACCAACCUGCCCAAACCACGGCAGAAACAACCAGAGGUGGGUCCUGCCUCUAUGAUCGUGGGGAACCUGGUAGCAGGGAAGAGGAUUGCUCAGGCCUGUGGGAGAGACGUGGCUCAACUAGAGGACAAUGACCAGGCACGUAAGUUCCUUUACAUGCAGGAUGUUCUCCAGUGGAGAGCCCAGGCCACACCUGACCAUCCCCUGUUCCUGGUGCUCAACGCCAAGGGCACAGUGUCCAGCACUGCUUCCUGUCUGCAACUGCAAAAGCGGGCGGAGCGUGUUGCCAUGGCACUGAUAGAGAAGGGACGCCUCAACCCCGGAGAUCACGUAGCACUGGUUUACCCUCCAGGUAUUGACCUGAUCGCUACGUUCUAUGGGUGUCUGUACGCUGGCUGUGUUCCUGUCACCGUCAGACCCCCUCAUCCUCAGAACCUGGCCACCACCCUGCCCACCGUCAAGAUGAUUGUGGAGGUCAGUAAAUCGGUGUGUAUCCUGACCACCCAAGCAAUAAUGAAGCUGUUGAAGUCCAAAGAGGCUGCGGCUGCUGUGGACGUCAAGUCAUGGCCGAUGGUACUGGACACAGACGACCUCCCCAGGACGAAGAGGCUUCAGAUCUACAAACCUCCCACCCCAGAGAUGCUGGCAUACCUGGACUUCAGUGUGUCCACCAUGGGCAUCCUGGCUGGAGUCAAGAUGUCCCAUGCUGCCACCAGUGCCUUGUGUCGUUCCAUCAAGCUGCAGUGUGAGCUGUACCCGUCCCGCCAGAUAGCCAUCUGUCUGGACCCCUACUGCGGCCUGGGCUUCGCUCUCUGGUGCCUCAGCAGUGUAUACUCUGGCCACCAGUCGAUCCUGGUUCCUCCUCUAGAGUUGGACAGUAAUGUUUCUCUGUGGUUGUCAGCUGUCAGCCAGUAUAAAGUCAGAAUCACAUUCUGCUCCUACUCUGUCAUGGAGAUGUGUACCAAGGGCCUGGGGACACAGACUGAGACACUACGGUUGCGUAACAUAAACCUGUCGUGUGUUAGGACCUGUAUGGUUGUAGCAGAGGAGCGUCCUCGUAUCACUCUGACCCAGUCCUUCUCUAAGAUCUUUAAAGACCUGGGUUUGUCUCCUCGAGCCGUCAGCACCACCUUCGGCUGCAGGGUCAACAUGGCCGUCUGUCUGCAGGGUACGUCAGGACCAGACCCUACCACAGUCUACCUGGACAUGAGAGCUCUGAGACAUGAAAGGGUUCGUAUGGUAGAGAGAGGCUCUCCACACAGUUUGUCUCUCAUGGAGUCUGGCAAGAUCCUUCCUGGGGUGAAGGUGGUUAUCGCCAACACAGAGACCAAAGGACCUCUAGGAGACUCCCACCUGGGAGAGGUGUGGGUGAGCAGCCCCCACAAUGCAACAGGUUACUACACGGUGUAUGGAGAGGAUGCUCUGCAUGCGGACCACUUCAACACCAAGCUGAGCUUUGGAGACACGCAGACGGUCUGGGCCAGAACAGGAUACCUGGGUUUCCUACGACGCACUGAGCUCACCGACGCCAGCGGAGAACGUCAUGAUGCUCUCUAUGUGGUGGGGUCUCUGGAUGAGACAUUGGAGCUGAGAGGGAUGAGAUAUCAUCCUAUCGACAUCGAGACAUCCGUUAUCCGCUCACACAAGAGCAUCACUGAAUGUGCUGUGUUCACGUGGACCAACCUCCUGGUGGUAGUAGUGGAGCUGUCUGGGUCAGAGCAGGAGGCUCUGGACCUAGUUCCCCUGGUGACUAAUGUGGUUCUGGAGGACCACUACCUGAUAGUGGGUGUGGUGGUGGUGGUGGAUCCAGGGGUUAUACCUAUCAACUCAAGAGGAGAGAAACAGAGGAUGCACCUACGGGAUGGCUUCCUGGCUGACCAGCUGGACCCCAUUUAUGUGGCCUACAAUAUGUAAACAACAACAUGUCAACAAGAUGUAAACACCUGGACCCCGUCUAUGUAACAUGUAAACAAAGGAGGAGGAGGAGGGAGAGCCGCUCAGAGAAUGAGAAAUGGACUAUGGACCACACAGCAGAAAUGGACUAUGGACCACACAGCAGAAACCUCUUGGUGUCUCUUUCUCCCUGUUUGAGUCCCAGCAGAAUAGUGAUGGGUCUUGGUGGGGCUGUACAGUCAGAAUAGUGAUGGGUCUUGGAUGGGUCUUGGUGGGGCUGUACAGUCAGAAUAGUGAUGGUCUUGGUGGGGCUGUACAGUCAGAAUAGUGAUGGGUCUUGGUGGGGCUGUACAGUCAGAAUAGUGAUGGGUCUUGGAUGGGUCUUGGUGGGGCUGUACAGUCAGAAUAGUGAUGGGUCUUGGAUGGGUCUUGGUGGGGCUGUACAGUCAGAAUAGUGAUGGUCUUGGUGGGGCUGUACAGUCAGAAUAGUGAUGGGUCUUGGUGGGGCUGUACAGUCAGAAUAGUGAUGGUCUUGGUGGGGCUGUACAGUCAGAAUAGUGAUGGGUCUUGGUGGGGCUGUACAGUCAGAAUAGUGAUGGGUCUUGGUGGGGCUGUACAGUCAGAAUAGUGAUGGUCUUGGUGGGGCUGUACAGUCAGAAUAGUGAUGGGUCUUGGUGGGGCUGUACAGUCAGAAUAGUGAUGGUCUUGGUGGGGCUGUACAGUCAGAAUAGUGAUGGGUCUUGGUGCGGCUGUACAGUCAGAAUAGUGAUGGGUCUUGGAUGGGUCUUGGUGGGGCUGUACAGUCAGAAUAGUGAUGGGUCUUGGUGCGGCUGUGAAGUCAGAAUAGUGAUGGGCCUUGGAUGGGUCUUGGUGGGGCUGUACAGUCAGAAUAGUGAUGGUCUUGGUGGGGCUGUACAGUCAGAAUAGUGAUGGUCUUGGUGGGGCUGUACAGUCAGAAUAGUGAUGGGUCUUGGUGGGGCUGUACAGUCAGAAUAGUGAUGGGUCUUGGAUGGGUCUUGGUGGGGCUGUACAGUCAGAAUAGUGAUGGUCUUGGUGGGGCUGUACAGUCAGAAUAGUGAUGGUCUUGGUGGGGCUGUACAGUCAGAAUAGUGAUGGUCUUGGUGGGGCUGUACAGUCAGAAUAGUGAUGGGUCUUGGUGGGGCUGUACAGUCAGAAUAGUGAUGGUAUUGGUGGGGCUGUACAGUCAGAAUAGUGAUGGGUCUUGGUGCGGCUGUACAGUCAGAAUAGUGAUGGGUCUUGGUGGGGCUGUACAGUCAGAAUAGUGAUGGGUCUUGGUGGGGCUGUACAGUCAGAAUAGUGAUGGGUCUUGGAUGGGUCUUGGUGCGGCUGUACAGUCAGAAUAGUGAUGGGUCUUGGUGUUGCUGUACAGUCAGAAUAGUGAUGGGUCUUGGAUGGGUCUUGGUGGGGCUGUACAGUCAGAAUAGUGAUGGGUCUUGGUGGGGCUAUACAGUCAGAAUAGUGAUGGUCUUGGUGGGGCUGUACAGUCAGAAUAGUGAUGGGUCUUGGUGGGGCUGUACAGUCAGAAUAGUGAUGGGUCUUGGUGGGGCUGUACAGUCAGACCAGGAAGGCAAGGGACUAGAUGGGACUGGAGAAGCAGGCAGGGGACUGGAGGAGCAGGCAGGGGACUGGAGGAGCAGGCUAAUGCCAACACUGUGGAGGAGAUGGGAGGGACUGAUUGUUCAUUCCAGCUGGGUUCCUUUAACAAUGUUAUGUUACAAUUUUAUAUCAUACACUUAUUAGUACUUUAUGGUAUGAAGAGUUGAAGACACAUUUCAUGUCCUCCUUGGUCUCAGCAGUCCAUUCCAAAAAUAACUGUUGAAACAGUCCAAAACAGAGAACUUUAACGUAUAAAAUAUGUAAUAUAUUAUUCCAACACUAAUUGUUUCAGACUUCAUGUAAUCAGUUAAUACUCUGGCAAAGAACAUCAUUGGGAUUUAACAUGAUCAACUUGCCACAUGUUUUAAAUGAGGCCUUAAGUAUUCCCAGAUGCCUGUUCCUGUCUGAUUUUACUUGUGUUGAUGUGAGGCAGCUGGUUGGCUGAGGAGGUCAGGUUGAAUGAUUAGCCCUUGUGCACGUCCCAAUAUCUCCUGAAGUAUGCGCUUGUUCACUACUUCCCACAAAUCUAAAAGCAUUGUAUUGGUGGAGGCAUGGUCUACUGGGAGUUUCCACAAUAUUUGUUAUACCAGUCAUUUCCUUUCUAAUCAGUGGAGGGAUGUGAACACGUUCACACUUUAAACAUUUGGAGCAUAGCCCUUCUCUCUGUGUGGCUGCAACAUGAAUACUCUUUCAUUGUUUGUAUAUAGUGGAAUCUGGAGGUAUUUUUGCUGAAGAUAUUAUGAAUAAAAAGCUCACAGAUCACAUGGAGACAUGGGGUCUGAUGAGGGCCAGGCGGUGACAUUACAUGAUUCUCCUCUAAUGAGUGAGAGGUUGCAGUACAUGUUGUUCCUCUACCGUCAUCCAUCAUACCUGCUACGUAAAGACCACUCCUCUGUAUCCAUAGUGCAUCCUGUUGGCCCAGGCAACAGCCUGCUGUAAGCAUGUACAGAGUUAUGUAAGUUUAUAUUAUUGGGCCCCAGAUAGAGCCUCUUGCUCUGGGUACAUGGUUCAUGUGUGGGAAGAGACUGAAGAUGUUUCAGAUGAACCUCCAGACUAACCACAUAUUAACAUGUUACUGUCUGAAGACAACAUAACAAAAGGAAAGAAGCCUUGUAAUAUGUAUUGUAUGAACACUGAGGACUGGCUACUGCAGGGAGGCAACCUAGCAACACGCUGGGGACUGGCUACCACAGGGAGGCAACCAAGCAACACCCUGGGGACUGGCUACUGUAGGGAGGCAACCAAGCAACACCCUGGGGACUGGCUACUGCAGGGAGGCAACCAAGCAACACCCUGGGGACUGGCUACUGCAGGGAGGCAACCAAGCAACACCCUGGGGACUGGCUACUGCAGGAGGCAACCAAGCAACACCCUGGGGACUGGCUACUGCAGGGAGGCAACCAAGCAACACCCUGGGGACUGGCUACUGCAGGGAGGCAACCAAGCAACACCCUGGGAACUGGCUACUGCAGGGAGGCAAACCAAGCAACACCCUGGGGACUGGCUACUGCAGGGAGACAACCAAGUAACACCCUGGGAACUGGCUACUGCAGAGAGACAACCAAGCAACUUUCUGACAGACUGUUCUGAUGAAUGGUGAAAUCUGUCAUCCUGGAGAUAUUUUGAGGACAUUCUGUUUGUGUAAAGAUUCAUAUGUCUAUGGUUUGUUGUCAUUAUUUUCACAACAUGCUUUCUUAAUAAAUACAAUGCUUUUAUCACA